AUGUCAUUUGAAGGUUGCCAAGUAAAUAACUUUCAAAUAAUAAGACAAAUCGGUUCAGGUGUUUAUGGAUUGGUGUUUCAUGUAUAUGAUUCAGUAACAAAAUUUGAAUUUGCAAUGAAAGUUAUACUUAAAUCAUCAAUCGAUUCAUUUCUUGAAACUUAUUCAAAGGAAGAAAGUGAAGAAAGAAAUUUACAAUUACAACAAGAAUUAAUUAAUUUUUUUCAACAAAAUCAAAAUCAAUUAAAUAUCCCAGCUGUUGAUUUACAAUCAAUUAAAGACCUUACGCCUGAACAAUUAUCAAGAAUUCCACAAUAUAAUGAAAUUUGGAUGCAAUUACAAGUUCAUUCUCAUAAGAAUGUUGUUACAAUAUACCAAGUAUUAGAAAGUCCAGUUGCUACAUUCCUUAUCAUGGAUUAUUAUCAAACUGAUCUUUUUAAUUCUAUUGUUAAUAUGAAAAGUUUCACGAACGAUAGCAAUUUAAUUAAGAAAGUUUUCUUACAAAUUUGUUCUGCUGUUAAAUAUUGUCAUGAAGCUGGUAUUUAUCAUUGCGAUAUUAAACCUGAAAAUGUUGUAUUAGAUUCUGAAAAUAAUGCAUAUUUAUGUGAUUUUGGUUUAUCUACCACAACAGCUCAUUUAUCACCAAAUACUAAUGUUGGUAGUACAUACUAUAUUGCCCCUGAAAAAAUCUUAUAUUUUAAUGAUUAUACUACUCAAACAGCUAAAUUACCAACUAAUACUGGUGAUGUUUGGUCUUUAGGGAUUCUAUUAAUUAAUUUAAUUUGUAUUAGAAACCCAUGGUUAAAGGCUCAUCAAACUGAAGAUAAAACAUUUUACCAUUUUGUAAAAGAACCUAGAGUUCUACAAAAAAUAUUACCAUUAUCAGAUGAUCUAUAUAAUCUUUUAGUGAAAGUAUUACAAAUUAAUCCAUUCAAAAGAAUAUCUAUUGAUGAAUUAAUGAUGGAAGUACGUUCUAUUAAAUCAUUCACCAAUGAUAACGGUCCAUUAACAAUAGUACCUGAAUAUAACGAGGAUAUUGAUGACAUCACAAUGUAUUACUCUACUAAUGUUGUUACUGCUACUCAAGAGAAAGCAGAAAACGAUUAUUACAACUACUUGUCUGAAGAUGAUGACGACAAUGAGGAUGAAAAAAGAGAAGAAGAAGUAGAGGAAGCAAUUAUACAAAGUGAUUGUAUUAAACAGCCUCUGGUUCAACAUAUUGAAGAUGUUUCUCUAUUAUAUCAAAGCUCUAAAGAUAUAAAUAGUUGUGCUACUUUAGGUGAUAAGACAUUAGAUAAUGAACCAAAUUUCAAAAAUGCGGUUAAUAUGAUGGCAUAUACAGGACUUUCAUCAGACGCUACUAUCUGUGGAUCAGAUACUAACGAUUAUCCUUCGCUAUUUCAUACAGAACAGAAAAAUUCUACUUCUAUUAACGAUUCGGAAGACAUUCGAUUGAAUAUGUCUUCAACAUGA
Molecule: messenger RNA, 1470 nt
Organism: Maudiozyma saulgeensis
Lineage: Eukaryota; Fungi; Ascomycota; Saccharomycetes; Saccharomycetales; Saccharomycetaceae
Source: the annotation of a GenBank genome assembly